AGAUAAGCAUUUCCUAUUUUGCAUCCAUUCAUACUUGCCGUGCAUCUCCAACAGCCAAUCAAAGUGCUCUCUCUCUCUCUCUCAAAAAAAAACCCAACUUCAUUCUCGGAUUAUAAGAAUCCGGCCAACCAGCACGAUCGUGCCAUGAGCAUUGGAGUCCGGCCGGCGGCAACACACAACCGUCCGGGCUUUCUCAGCCGUCGGUCCCAGCCUUCUCCAGAGUGAUCUCGAGUGGCGGCGCGUCCGCACGUGACCUUGACACUUCGUCACGUCACUUGAUCCCCGACGCCGCCGCCACCAACAUUCCCGUCCCGGAUCUCGGCUCCAUCUUUUCUCGCCUCCCCCGUCUCCUUUCCCCAAACCGGAAAAAAAAACCACAAAAAAACUUGGUGGGCAGAGAAAAAAAAGGUUCUUUUUUAUUUUCCUCGUCCUCCUCGUCUCGACUCGCCGCCCACUGCGCCCGUCCCCCUCCCCCUCGGCCCCGAUCCAAUCCCCCCAAACCCUAGGCAAUCCGCCACCAGAGUGCCGGGUCGUCGCCCCCCGUCCCUCACCCGCGGCGGCGCGGCACAUGGCCCACGGCGGCGGCGGGAGGGCGAAGGUUACGCCGAACCUCGCGGUGGACGGCGAGGGCACGCGGACGCUCAACCUCACCGUGCUGCAGCGCCUCGACCCCGCCGUCGAGGACAUCCUCAUCACCGCCGCCCACGUCACGCUCUACGACUUCGACACCGACGUCAACCAGUGGAGCCGGAAGGAUGUCGAGGGGUCGCUCUUCGUCGUCAAGAGGAAUGCCCAACCCAGAUUCCAGUUCAUUGUUAUGAAUCGCCGGAAUACAGAUAAUCUAGUUGAAGAUCUCUUGGGAGAUUUCGAAUACCAACUCCAAGUUCCUUAUAUAAUGUACCGCAAUUCUGCUCAAGAAGUUAUUGGAAUUUGGUUUUACAACUCCCAGGAGUGUCAAGAAGUUGCGAAUCUUUUUAGCAGGAUACUGAAUGCAUUCUCGAAGGUGCCUCCAAAGCCAAAGAUUCCCUCCGUUCAAAGUGAAUUUGAAGAGCUUGAAGCAGCACCUGCAUUGGUUGAAGGUCCUCUGGAACUGCAAACAUCAAAUAUCAUAUCAACUGCUACCCACGUUCAAGAGGACCCCUUAUCUGCAUUCUUCAGUGCAGCUGCGAACGCUGGUGGCACCGCCUCUGUUGCUGUUGCAGGACAGCCAAAUCAAUCUUUUGGUGCUAUUCCUUUGUCACAUGCACCUCCUAGCACAAUUACAUCGCAAUCACCGGGCUUGCAUCAUUUGCUUCCUUCACAGGCCUCAUCAGUUUCUGGCAUACCUGCUGAUGUUCAUGGUGGCACUGGUCCUAUAGUGAGGUCCACAAGCCUUGUAAAUCCAUCACAUUUCUCACCAUUGACAUCAGCGCAGACAGCAAUGGUGCGCAGUAAUUCUGCAGUACCAACUGCUCCACCUCAACAUCCUCGUAAUGCUCAGCAGCCGCAAAGUGCUCCCUUGCUUCAGCCUUUUCCAUUACCUACAGCUUCACCUUCUCCACCGUAUGGGACUCCAUUGCUUCAACCGUUUCCACCACCAAAUCCAUCGCCGUCUCUUGCAUCAGCUCCAGUCUACAACCCAGCACUGUCCAGAGACAAAGUUAGAGAUGCGUUACUGAGACUUGUGGAGAACGAAGAAUUUAUCGAUUUGGUGUACCGGGAGAUCGUGAACAGACAAUAAUGAAUAUUGAAUGAACAGACCUCUCCAACAAGUUGGUUGUGUUUGGACUUUUGUUAUCUGUUGUGAAGCCUGUAAUUCAAGUUAUGAUGUAAAUUCAUUUGUGAAGUUCAUGGCUUGGUGAAGUUUGUAUUAAUGUACUUUCUACAUAUCUGUAAAUGCUUAUGAAAUCUAUCUGCUCCGUCGAAUGUCAUCUGCUGUAUUCGUGGUGCAGAAAAGUUUUGUUCUGAACAUAUAUCUUAACUUUGGGAUCUAAUAAUGAUUCUCGUGGGCAAGAACAUAUAUCUUAA
Messenger RNA from Panicum virgatum (switchgrass), 2007 nucleotides. RefSeq names its product mRNA-decapping enzyme-like protein. Gene Ontology annotation, molecular function: mRNA binding; enzyme activator activity. Gene Ontology annotation, cellular component: P-body. The record is from RefSeq and is a predicted model, not a curated record. The transcript is spliced from 8 exons. NCBI's taxonomy places the organism in Eukaryota, Viridiplantae, Streptophyta, Magnoliopsida, Poales, Poaceae. Gene Ontology annotation, biological process: deadenylation-independent decapping of nuclear-transcribed mRNA; deadenylation-dependent decapping of nuclear-transcribed mRNA; positive regulation of catalytic activity. Bases 569 to 1720 code for a protein of 383 amino acids.